AUGGCGUCGACGGGAAGGGUAGAUCUGGACGGAAGGGAAAUCAAGGGCAUGACGAUAUGCAUGAUAGGGGCUGGGGGUUUCAUUGGGUCGCACCUGUGCGAGAAGCUGAUGUCCGAGACGCCGCAUAAGGUGUUGGCGGUGGACGUGUACAAUGACAAGAUCAAGCAGCUUCUUGAGCCACAAGGUGGAGCCUCUCUUCCCUGGUUCGAUCGGAUUCAGUUCCACCGCCUGAACAUCAAGAACGAUUCUCGCCUCGAAGGUCUCAUUAAGAUGGCAGAUCUGACCAUAAAUCUGGCGGCAAUAUGUACACCGGCCGAUUACAAUACACGCCCUCUUGAUACUAUCUACAGCAAUUUCAUUGAUGCACUCCCAGUGGUGAAGUACUGUUCGGAGAAUGGCAAGCGUCUCAUUCACUUCUCCACCUGUGAAGUCUAUGGGAAAACGAUUGGGAGCUUUCUUCCAAAAGAUAGUCCACUGCGUCAGGAUCCGGCUUACUAUGUUCUCAAAGAAGACGAAUCCCCUUGCAUUUUUGGCUCAAUUGAGAAGCAGAGGUGGUCAUAUGCAUGUGCUAAGCAAUUGAUUGAGAGGCUGAUAUAUGCUGAAGGUGCUGAGAAUGGUCUUGAAUUUACUAUUGUGAGGCCUUUUAACUGGAUUGGUCCCAGGAUGGAUUUCAUACCCGGGAUUGAUGGUCCCAGCGAGGGUGUUCCAAGAGUUCUGGCAUGCUUUAGUAAUAAUCUCCUAAGGCAUGAGCCACUCAAGCUUGUGGAUGGUGGCCAAUCACAGAGAACUUUCAUUUAUAUCAAGGAUGCUAUUGAAGCUGUUCUGUUGAUGAUUGAAAACCCAGCUAGGGCAAAUGGCCAGAUAUUCAAUGUGGGAAACCCAAAUAAUGAAGUCACAGUGAGGCAGCUUGCUGAAAUGAUGACCCAGGUGUAUUCAAAAGUAAGUGGAGAGCCUUCUCUGGAAGUUCCUACAGUUGAUGUAAGCUCCAAAGAAUUUUACGGAGAAGGGUACGAUGACAGCGACAAGAGAAUACCAGACAUGACAAUAAUCAAUCGACAACUUGGUUGGAACCCAAAGACAUCGCUUUGGGACUUGCUUGAAUCCACCCUUACCUAUCAACACAGGACGUACGCCGAAGCUGUCAGGCAAGCUAUCUCAAAACCAGUUGCAAGUUGAGGAAAAGAGGUCCUCUCUUUGGUAUGCUGUUGCUUGGCAUGGAAGGUGUUACUAUUCUUUUCAAGGAGGUCUUAAAUGUAUCUCUCUACAUAUGGUUUAUUCUUACACAUUGAAAAUUUUGUCUGUAAUUUCUAUCCGGAUACGAUACUAGAUGAUUCUGUUAGGGAAAGUUCAUAUGUUGCUGUAAUGCGUAAACAGGAGUUUUUGUUACCAUAUUGUGGGCAUUAUUAUACGUGGAAAGCUGUUCUGUUGAGUGUUUUUGUUGUAGUUCAUCUUCGUUCCCUUUGUGCUCCUUUAAGGGAGCAGCGGGGGUUGUAUUAUUUUGCUGGACAUGUUCAG
Molecule: messenger RNA, 1515 nt
Organism: Ilex paraguariensis (yerba mate)
Lineage: Eukaryota; Viridiplantae; Streptophyta; Magnoliopsida; Aquifoliales; Aquifoliaceae
Source: the annotation of a GenBank genome assembly